AUGAUCCAACAAUUUUCUCGCUUUGUCAAAUCGGGCGCUGGCCUUGAAAAGACCCUUCGUCUGAUCCAAUGCGUGUCCCAGGUCGUCGCUGCACUCACUGUGAGCAGUACCCUGGCUGUGCAAUUAACCACGGUCAAGUUGCAAUUUGCAUUGACGCGGAGAUAUUUCCGCUUCUUUGGGUUUAUUGAUUCCUUCCAGCGCAUGUCUGCGUUGUUGGGCAAGGAUGGAUUCAGUUCUGUUGCUGGGAUGCUUGAACUAGCUAAAUGCACUUGCUUUGGCCUUUACUUUGUCCUGGAAGACUUGACCACGCUUCAUGCAAUGGGCGUCUAUGCAGUGCCCUGGAAUGAUCGUGUUAUGGACCAGGCCAAUACUUUCUGGUUCUAUGCGCUCUCUUUCUCCAUUGCCGGGGCUAUUUGGGCGCUGCUUGUCGGUCCCGCAGAGCAGCUUUCUAAGAAGAAUGGCAAGAGAAAGAACCAGAAGACCCCCCCUGAGAAGGCUACCUCGGUCAAACCCGCUGCUGCUUCCGCCCGGGUUAAGCAGAUCGUAGUGGAUGGCUGUGAUUUGCUCAUCCCGCUGGAGCUUCUGGGCUGGAUGCCCACCGGGGAUGUAGUGGUUGGAUCGACCAUGGUGUUGAGUACACUGCUGACUGCUCAAGAGAUCUGGACCCGAGUGUGA
Molecule: messenger RNA, 675 nt
Organism: Penicillium hordei
Lineage: Eukaryota; Fungi; Ascomycota; Eurotiomycetes; Eurotiales; Aspergillaceae
Product: PEX11 domain protein
Exons: 3
Coding region: 1-675 (224 amino acids)
Biological process (GO): regulation of peroxisome size; peroxisome fission
Cellular component (GO): peroxisomal membrane
Source: RefSeq, a predicted model, not a curated record